AUGGAUCAAUCGUCGCCCACCACUCGCCCGCGGACGACCUCUCGCGCCUUCAGUCACAAGUCCGACCACAGUCGCAGCAGCAAGCAUGAGGUGUUGGUUGAUAACCCUGCCGAGAAGCAGCGCCGCGACAGUUUCUGGAAGGGCGGGUCCAAGGCGAACCCAAAUGCUGCUAUCAAUGAAGCCCAGCCUGGAGGUGUGUUCUUCUCUCCUUCUGACUUUCCCAUCACCGUCUACCCCGACUACCUGAUCACCACAAUCCUGCAUUCCCAANNCAUGGCCGACAUUGCUGUUAGCUUUCCCGUCACUCCCGCUGACCCCAACAAAGAUGCCGCCGUCAUGGAGAAGUCGACCCUCGAGUCGCUCCGCCACGUCCAACACAAAGAUAGUAAUGGUAAUGUAAUCAGUAAGUCAAGUCCUCUGUUGUCGCCUCCCAGCGCAAUGUCGCUGACCACAUCCCGCNNAGCUGAACCCGAUCUUUCCAACCCAACUCGCCCUCGCUGGGAGAGACCUCUGGACACUAUCAGAUCAUUUGAAAAAGCUAUUGAUGGCGGAUAUAAGCGUCGUUCUGUUAGCAGAUCUGGUACGUGCGCUAUCAAUCUCCAGACUCUGGGACGCCCCACUGACAGACAUCAUNNAGAGAGUUAUACCUACAACAACCACGACCAGAGCCGCAGAAGCAGCUACUAUGGCGGUAACAGUAUGUAUUACAUGUCAUCGAUGGACCGAACUCACACUGACCGGAUCAUGUANGACCACGAUUCUGCCCGCUACGAAAAUGGCUCGCAAUACGGUGGUCACUACGGAUCACGCCGCCAGGACGGUCAUUCAGACGCCGGUGUCCCUGGAGGCCCUCCGAGCCGCAACCAAUACGCAAGGCGCAUGAACUCGAGUCGUUCCAACAGCGCAUACGGAUUCUACCCUCAGCAUAGCUACAAUGAUUCGUACGAUGCCGGUGCGCAACACAGCGAUGGUACUGGACCUUGGGCAAACUCGACAGAUCCCAGCAGUGAGAACAGCUCACUGGACCGCGCCAACGGCGUUCCUAAGCAGACCGACCCAUAUGGUCACGAUAUCUACAACGGACCUCCGAUCAUGGAGGAGUAUGCUAGUGAUUCAGAUGGUGGUUACGGCAUGUCGUACGGCAACAGAAACGGAGUCGCAGGUGGGAACCCAGCGGCCCCGACACGUUCACAAGCACCGCCCGUCCGCGCACCUAUCAAGCUCGGUGGUGCUGAUGGUCAACUUGCUUCCCAAGGUGGAAGCCUGCCGCCUGCCACAAGACCUACUGCAGCAAAAGAGGAGAAGAAGAAGGGAUUCUUCAAGAAGCGUUUCAGCAAGGGCUAA
Messenger RNA from Aureobasidium uvarum, 1344 nucleotides. Lineage: Eukaryota; Fungi; Ascomycota; Dothideomycetes; Dothideales; Saccotheciaceae. The record is from the annotation of a GenBank genome assembly.